Molecule: messenger RNA, 3839 nt
Organism: Sardina pilchardus (European sardine)
Lineage: Eukaryota; Metazoa; Chordata; Actinopteri; Clupeiformes; Clupeidae
Gene: socs9
Product: suppressor of cytokine signaling 9
Exons: 2
Coding region: 589-2517 (642 amino acids)
Biological process (GO): intracellular signal transduction; phosphatidylinositol phosphate biosynthetic process
Cellular component (GO): phosphatidylinositol 3-kinase complex
Molecular function (GO): 1-phosphatidylinositol-3-kinase regulator activity
Source: RefSeq, a predicted model, not a curated record
ACGUAGCUGCUGAGCUAGCUAACAUGAAGCUGAUGAAAGUCUGAAUAACGUUACAAAGCCUCCCGGACCUUAUGAAACAACAUUUAUGGGUUACCUCUCGGCAGUGCAUAUUUCCACUCGCUUGUCGUUUACUUAAAUAGCUCUUAGAGGUGUUUUAGGUAUCACAUCGCGGGACACGGAAGGAUUAAAAUGUUUUCACUGAUCUGUUAGGCUGUUAGCCAGCCUUAUAAUGUUAGCUAACCGGCUUCUUUUGCUGCUCAGCUGGUAAAGAGAUUGUUUUGCGCAUCAUCCCAUCAUCAUGUGACAAGAUGUCUAUGCCAUGACUAGCGGAUACUCUGGACCAAUUGCAUUGGAAGAACUCGAAUACUCAUGGAGUUAACGUUUAAUUAUACUUCUGAUAUGACAUGUGAGCAACAGUGACAAUAAUGGACCAAGCAACAAACAGCCAGUGGUGAUCUGAAGAGCUGUCGAACAACUGAGAACUCCUCGCUAGCAGGACCUCAUCAUUGUCAUCCUCAUUCCUCUACUCGAGGUGCAUCUCGAGACAAUCGGCCAUUUGGUACCCCGGCAUCUUUCUCCUGCCUCACUAUGUCUCUGCCCAAAGACAUGGGAGAGCGGGGCAAGGACAGAGAGCGUGGUGCCCGACCCAAGGUCCGGCAGAGUCGCUCCGAAGAGAGGAGGGAAGCGGGCGGGGACCGGAAGGGCGGACGACGCAAGAAGAAAGGCUUGCCCUCGCAAGGCAUGGUCAUGGAGAGACCGGUCAGUGACGGAUUCGAGUACGGCGACCAGCUGGGCAGCCUGGUGAGAGAGGGCGGCUCCUCGUCGCCGGCACGGGAGCGGCGGAGGUGGCCGGGCUUAGGGGGCGACAGGAACACGGCGAGGCUGGCGCAGGCUGGCGCGUACGGGGCGUCCCUCUCCGAGCUGCCCACCCAGGAGGCCGAGGGAAAGGCAGCAGCGAGCGGCGGUGGCAGCGGCAGCGGCAGCAGCAACAGCAGCAACAGUGGCAGCCGCACCCUCCGGCAGAAGAUCCAGGACGCGGUGGGCCAGUGCUUCCCGAUCAAGAGCCACAGCGCCGUGUCCUCCUCCGCUCACAUCUUCUCCGCCUCCUCGCCCGUCGGUUCAUCUUCCUCCACGUCCUCCUCGUCCUCUUCGUCGUCGUCCGCCUCCUCCUCGUCGUCGCUGUCGGCGUCCUCGCGCCGCAAGAUCCACCUGAGCGAGCUGAUGCUGGACAGCUGCCCUUUCCCCGCCGGCUCGGAGCUGGCGCAGAAGUGGUACCUCAUCAAGCAGCACACGGCGCCCAUCUCCCAGCCGCCGCUCCUGGAGGCCUCGUCUCUGGGCGGCUCGGCGGAGCUGGUCGCGGGCUCCGGUGGUGCCGCUGCCGCUUCAGCCGCCGCCGGUUCGGGCGCCAGCAGCGCGGUAGAGGACGAAGACGACCUCCUCCGCGAGCGCCGGCGGAUCAGCAUCGAGCAAGGCGUGGAGCCGCCGCCCAACGCACAGAUCCACACGUUCGAGGUGACGGCCGAGAUCAACCCGCUAUACAAGCUGGGGCCCAAGCUGGCCCACGGCAUGAACGAGCUGGCUGGUGACGAGCGAGCCACCCUGCAACAACAACAACAACAACAGCAGCAACAACAACAACAACAACAGCAGCAGCAACAGCAACAACAACAGCAACAACAACAGCAGCAGCAGCAGCAGCAACAGCUCCUGCUACAGAGACAGCAUCAGCAGCACCAGCUGCUCCUCCAGAGCUGCCUGGACACACUGGACGAAGUGGCCGCCUCCUCUUCCUCCUCCUCUUCCGUGGCUGUGCCUGCCUCUUCCUGCCCCUCCUCCUCCUCCUCCGCUGCUGCUGCUGCCGCUGUCCUGGGAGCCUCGUCCGCCGACCUCGCCUCCGUCUCCGAAUCUUCUCCCUCCUCCCUGCGGGCCGGCGGCUCACUGCUGACCUCGGGCGACGGCGACCCGGCCAAGCCCAAGGAGCGCUUCCGCGUCCACACGCAGAUCGACUACAUCCACUGCCUGGUGCCCGACCUGCUGCAGAUCACCAACCUGCCGUGCUACUGGGGCGUGAUGGACCGCUACCAGGCCGAGGCGCUGCUGGAGGGCAAGCCCGAGGGCACCUUCCUGCUGCGCGACUCGGCCCAGGAGGACUACCUGUUCUCCGUCAGCUUCCGGCGCUACGGCCGCUCGCUGCACGCGCGCAUCGAGCAGUGGAACCACAACUUCAGCUUCGACGUGCACGACCCCAGCGUCUUCCACGCGCCCACCGUCACCGGCCUGCUCGAGCACUACAAGGACCCCAACUCGUGCAUGUUCUUCGAGCCGCUGCUGUCCACGCCCGUGCACCGCACGCAGCCCUUCAGCCUGCAGCACGUCUGCCGCGCCGUGGUCAGCAACCACACCACCUACGACGGCAUCGGCGCGCUGCCCAUCCCCAACGCGCUCAAGGAGCACCUCAAGGAGUACCACUACAAGCAGCGGGUGCGCGUGCGCAGGCUGGACACGUGGUGGGAGUAGAGGGUGUGUGUGUGUGGGGGGGUGCGACUCACAAUUACAACCCCCCUGCCCCUCACGUUAACUGACCCCCCUGCCCCUGCUCCUGCCCCCCACACCUCCAAGACACCCUCUCACACUCCUCAAACUACCAAUCCUCACCCUGAUACCUUAUUUCCCUCCUUAAGCACACCCAUGGGAAAACAAAUCACAGUGGCUAUCUAUCCAUUGUAAGCCUUAAGUUGCCAAAUUAAUGUAUUCUGCAGUGCUUUUUGGGGACAAUGCUUCCAUGUUUUUGUUUUGACCACAGGCUGCUCCUCCCUGUCAGUGUCUGUGCUGUGGUAAUAGCCAUGAAUGUACAAGUACCUGUGCUUUUGGACUUGGUGGUAGCGCAGGUCUCCUCAUAUCCUUCUUUUACGUAAAAAGGCCGAAUGUAUCUCGCGCUGCGGAGCGGACCCUGAACGCUUUUGAAUCUAUCUGUGGAGAUGGAAGCUUUUGCGAUUGCACUGCAGAUAAGGAGAGGAGUCCUCUCUGGCCUGCAGUCGAGAAUAACACUAAAUAGUCGAAUGAAUAUUCCCCUUAUGGCCUAGCCUGUGGUGUUUCAAUAUGCCACAUUUUUAAACUGAAGACAUUUCAUUUGUGUAAACAAGUUGCUGCAGAAUCACGCCUCCCCCCACGAGGUCCCCACUCUUCCACUCCACUUCACGGACCAGAGAUGAUUGUCGCCUCGUGUGGCAUGAGAACAUAUUCCGAGAGCAAAAUCAGUGGGGGCAUUUCAGACACUCCGCAGUCAUGCCCUGGUGAGCAGGGGAGACAUUUGUGAACAUUACAUUAAGGUUUUUUUUCUUCUUCUUCUUUUUUUUCCCCUUCUUCUUCUAUUGAUGUCCUCCGGUCCACAUUCUGAAUGCCCAAUGUUCACUUUCUCCAGACAUUCUGCUGCGGGUGUCCAUGGGAAACCACUUAAUGAAAUGGGGCCAAUCAAUGAUGGGACUGAGCCUCAUCCUGUGAAUGUACGACACUUAAAAGUCCCCCCCCCCCCACCACCACCACCCCCACACCACUCUACACACACCCUCACACCAGGCUCUCUCUCCCCGUCAUACUCAAUUAGCCCCGCGUAGAGUUGAAUAACGGCACAGCUCUUAUACCAGUCUACAAUGGUGCCAAGGCUGGUGUAAAUCGGAGUUAUGACUUCUUCAGUGGCGUCACAGGGACAGAGGCUAGCUUACCAUCGUCCUUUAAAAAAAAAAAAAAAAAAGACAGAAAUGAUGUAAGAAUGGAGAGUCUUUUCACAAGUGUUACAUUUCUUUGUGUGACAGCUGUAUUUAUGGGGACUCGUCUCCAUA